CCGGCUCACUGUGACGUCACAAACAGUCGCUCUGCGAACCGCACUUCCGCAUCCCUUCUGCAGACAUUCGUCCUCCCCUAAGUUCGCUGGUGUUGGGUCCUGCUCCUCGCUCUCGGUCGGAUCUCUAACAUGGAGGAAAUGCUAUCAUUCAGGGAUGUGGCCAUUGAUUUCUCUGCAGAAGAAUGGGAAUGCCUGGACCUUGCUCAAUGGAAUCUGUACAGGGAUGUGAUGUUGGAGAAUUACAGCAACCUCGUGUUCCUGGGUCUUGCCUCAUGUAAGCCAUACCUGGUCACUUUUCUAGAGCAAAGACAAGGGCCUUCAGAUGUGAAGAAACAAGAAGCUACAACCAUACACCCAGGGGGAACGCCCUAUAAAUGUCAAGAAUUUGACAAGGCCUUUGAUUGGAACUCACUCCUUAUUCAACACCAGAGAAUUCAUCCUGUGGAGAAACCCUACAAAUGUGAAGAAUGUGGUAAGGUCUUUAGUGCUCACUCAGCACUCUCUGUACACCAGAGACUUCAUACAGGAGAGAAACCCUACAAGUGUGAGGAGUGUGGCAAGGCCUUUAGUACUCGCUCAGCCCUUUAUAUACACAAGAAAAUUCAUUCUGGAGAAAAACCCUACAAGUGUGAAGAAUGUGCAAAAGCAUUUUAUUUCCCUUCAUUACUUAAGCAACAUCAAAGAACUCAUUCUGCAGAGAAUCUCUGCAAGUGUGAAGAGUGUGGCAAAGCAUUUUAUUUGCCUUCAUUCCUUAAGCAACAUCAAAGAAUUCAUUCUGCAGAAAAUCCUUACAGGUGUGAAGAAUGUGGUAAAGCCUUUUCAUAUCCCUCAACCCUAAAGCAACAUCAAAGAAUUCAUUCUGGAGAGAAGCCGUACCGUUGUGAAGAAUGUGGCAAAGCCUUCCGUAGAUCUACAUACUUUCACCAACACCAAAGAAUUCAUACUGGAGAGAAACCCUACCAGUGUGAAGAGUGUGGGAAAACAUUUUACUAUCGUUCAAACCUGAAGGGACAUCAAAUUAUUCAUUCUGGAGUGAAGCCCUUCAAGUGUGAAGUGUGUGGCAGCAUGUUUAGAACUAGCUCGGACCUUUCUAAGCACCAGAGAAUUCAUGCAGAGGUGAAGCUCUACAGCUGUGAGGAGUGUGGGAAAGCCUUCUCUACACAUUCGUACCUCAUUCGGCACAAAUUAGGCCAUUCUAGAGAGAAACCAUACAAAUGUGAAGAGUGUGGCAAAACAUUUUGUUAUCCUUCAAUCCUUAAGGAACAUCAAAGAAUUCAUUCCGGGGUGAAACCCUACAACUGUGAAAUAUGUGGCAGUAUGUUUAGAACUCGCUCAGAACUUUCUAAACACCAAAGGAUUCAUGCAGAGGUGAAGCUCUACAGCUGUGAGGAGUGUGGGAAAGCCUUCUCUACACAUUCGUACCUUAUGCGGCAUAGACUUGGUCAUUCUGGAGAGAAACCUUACAAAUGUGAAGAAUGUGGGAAAUCAUACAGCUACCCUUCACUCCUAAAGGAACAUCAAAGAAUUCAUUCUCAAAAUCCCUACAAGUGUGACGUGUGUGGGAAGGUCUUUUGUACUCGCUCAGGACGUUCUAAACACCAGAGAAUUCAUACUGGAGAGAAACCUUACAAGUGUGAAGAGUGUGGAAAAGGCUUUUCUACUCAUUCAUACCUUACUCUGCACAAAUUACUCCAUACUGAAGAGAAACCAUACAAAUGGGAAGAAUGUGGCGAGGUAUUUUAUACUUGCUGAAGAUUUAGUAAAUACCAAUAAAUUCACGCUGGAGAGAAACUCCACAAAUGUAAAUAAUGUGUCAAAAUGUUACUUCAGGCUUUGAACAACACCAAAAAACUUCAUUCUGAAGAGAAACCUUACCUUUAUUAAUCUUUAAGGCGUCAUUAAACUCAAGGUCCUUCCUGCUGUAGAGAAACCCUACAGAUGUGAAGGAUGUGGCAGAAUGUUUUUCUGUACUUCAAACUUUAACAUCAAAGGGCUCAUUCUCAAGAGAACCCCUUCAAGUGACAAGGUAGUGUGUGGUACCUUGAACUUUGUCUAAGGGAGGGUUUAUUCUGGAGAGAAACUUUACACAUGUGAAGAAUUUGGAAAAUCCCUUUGAACUCAUUCAUCCGUGACUCUGAUCUUGGCAAAGUUCAGGAUGUUUGUUUGUUAGGUUGUGGUCAGACCUGUUGGCUGUGGGAGGAACCACGUUUUUGGACUAAGACCCUGGAUUGUAUAAAAGGAGAAAGUGACCUGAGAACAACCAUUCAUCUGUCUUCUUCUGCUUCCUGACUGUUGAGGCGACAAGAGCUUCCGCUACUCCUGCCCAAACAUUCUCCCUGUGAUUCCCAGUGUCAUGGUUUGAAUGAGAAAUGUACCCUGUAGUCUUAGGCGUCUGAACAUUUGUUCCCUGUUUGGGGAGGAUUUGGAGUAGGUCACUAGAGGUGAACUUUGAGAUUAAAAAGCUCCCUCUGCAUCCAGUUUGCUCUCUCUGCUUCCUGCUUGCUUUGAGGAUGUGAACUCAGCUUCCUGCUUCAGCCAUGCAGCUUCUUGCCAUGCCCUCCAUCUAUCUUGGACUUUGAUCCCUUCUGUACCAUAAAGUCAAGUCAUCCCUCCAUAAGUUGCGUUGGUCAUAGUGUAUAAUCACAACAGAAAAGUAACUAAUAAAAACAUUGCCCUUGUACCAUGA
This is a messenger RNA of Mesocricetus auratus (golden hamster), 2686 nucleotides long. Its product is annotated as zinc finger protein 728-like. The transcript has 4 exons. Gene Ontology annotation, molecular function: RNA polymerase II cis-regulatory region sequence-specific DNA binding; DNA-binding transcription factor activity, RNA polymerase II-specific. The record is from RefSeq and is a predicted model, not a curated record. Gene Ontology annotation, biological process: regulation of DNA-templated transcription. The coding region runs from base 130 to 1752 and encodes 540 amino acids. NCBI's taxonomy places the organism in Eukaryota, Metazoa, Chordata, Mammalia, Rodentia, Cricetidae.